Molecule: messenger RNA, 6225 nt
Organism: Drosophila subpulchrella
Lineage: Eukaryota; Metazoa; Arthropoda; Insecta; Diptera; Drosophilidae
Exons: 12
Coding region: 1195-5286 (1363 amino acids)
Biological process (GO): presynaptic membrane assembly; postsynaptic membrane assembly; modulation of chemical synaptic transmission
Cellular component (GO): synapse; postsynaptic membrane; cell surface
Molecular function (GO): signaling receptor activity; neurexin family protein binding
Source: RefSeq, a predicted model, not a curated record
ACGCGGAUCGUGUCGGUUGGGAUUGGACCCGUGUUCGUUUCGGUUCUUGUGGGGAAAGUCUUAUGCCGAGCCAAAGAGCAGUGAUAUAAAUCUUGCGCGUGAUCCAAAAAUAACGCCCAGAAAAUAUCUGCAAAGGGGGACAAAAACAGAGCGCGUGCCAAGAGCCCAAGUGAAAAUGUUUACGCGCAGAAGGCACCGAAGUUAAUCAGUUCGAAAACGAAAAGUCUUCGCAGAGUGAUUUAUUUUAAGUGUGGUGCAAUCGUUGCUGAAUGAAAUAUAAUCGAAAACAUCUUCGAUUUAUUUGUGCAAAACCGCAGAAAGUGACAAACGAAAAUAAAGCCUCUGCCAAAAUUGCUUGGCGCAUCUUUGGGCAGAUCAAAGAUACAACAAAUCGGGCGAAAAUUGGUAAAUGCAAAAGUUGAAAAAUCGACAACGCGCAUAAUUAUCGGCAAUGCAAUGGCCAAAUAGACCGUGCAAAUAAAUAUUGAAAAUAUUUAAUGCGCUUCAUUGGCGUCCUCAUGAAAUAAAAACGUCGAUUUGCCUUAAUUAAUGAGCAACAAUGUCCUCCUCCGAGAGAAAUAUACAAAUAUUUAACAUGUAAAAAUGUGAAAAAGAUAUUACACACUUUUUCCGUUCAAUGUUCAUCGUGUAAAUCAAGUGCAGGAAUAAACUUCUUGUGAAACUCGUUAAAUUUCCCCAUACUUGUGCGAAAAAAGGAAAUAUUCCGAAAUUCAGUGAUGUGUGACGCUCGUAAACAUUUCAACAUAUGUAUAAGCAAAGUAUAAUAAUAGCAAGCAAAUAUAAUACGAAUAUUUUGCGCAGAUUAUCCGACGAACCGAAUUUCAUUCUAGGCGUACAAAAGCAGGCAAAACUUUUGCUGGAAAUGAAAUUAAAUACGAGGGAACCGGACAAAGAAGCAUGCUAAAUACUGCAAGUAAAUAAAGUGUCGAAACUAUUUAAGGCGCUCAAAGAGAAUCCAUGUAAAUACAGAGUGCGGAAAAUGUGAGCCAUUCGGUUGGACACAACAAAGAAGGAACACAGCGAAAAGCCGGCGAAAAGAACAAUUAACCAAACAGGAAAGACAAACACGAGCGGAAUGUGAAAACUUUCGCCGGAGCAGGGAGUGUAGGGCCAAAAUUAAUAUCGAAAACAGCAGACAGCAGCGGAAAAGUCCCGGGGCGGAAAAGCAGAGCCAUGAAGUUUCGUUUGGCAGCAUUUUGGCUAUUUCUGCUCACAGUCGGCGGCAAUCACUUGCAAUUAAGCCACGUUCGCUCGUGGGGUGUGGCCGCCGAAAAGCAGCUGCACAAAGGAAAUGAACUGGAAAACGCAAUGAAAUUGCGGGAAACCUCAAAGCAAACACGGGUUAUCGGGGACAUCACGACGACAAUUCAGCCGGAUCCGGGCAGAUCAAUUGGCCAUCAGGCAGUGCGACGUGCCAAGGCCCCGCCGCCCACUUUGGAGCUGCAUUUCAGGCAAAGCUUGGCCAGGCUUUUCGCUUCAGAGGAUGAAACGACCCCGACCCCGGGAGCCCCAAUCCAAUCCCAAACCCAAACCAAUGGCACUGACAGCCCGUCGGCCGCGUUUUUGGCCACCGAUAAAAGCCGCGACGAGGCGACAACCACUCAUCACCCGGGGCGGCGACAUGUGGUCCCCGAUAAGCUGCAGUACACCCAGGAGAUCCAGGUGAAGCAGGGCCGCCUCAUGGGCAUCACGCGUCGCUUCCAGGUGACCAGCGGACUGCGCCAGGUGGACCAGUUCCUGGGCCUGCCCUACGCGGAGGCGCCCACCGACGGUCGCCGCUUCAUGCCACCAGGUGCCCCAUUGCCAUGGCAGGGCUUAAAGAUAGCGCGGCAUCUUCCGCCAGUGUGUCCGCAGAAACUGCCAGAUCUUUCGCCCCACGGCAGCGAGAAUAUGUCCCGCGGUCGUCAUAAACACCUGAGUCGACUGCUGCCCUACCUGCGAACGGAAAGCGAGGACUGUCUGUAUCUCAAUCUGUAUGUGCCGCAUGAAGAACCCCAGAGCACUCCCAAGAAGUAUGCAGUUCUGGUCUAUCUGCAUGGGGAGUCCUUCGAGUGGAACAGCGGCAAUCCGUACGAUGGUUCCGUGUUGUCCAGUUAUGGAGAGGUGAUUGUCGUCACCGUCAACUACCGCCUGGGAGUGUUGGGAUUCCUGAGGCCCAGCAUCGAUGCGCAUAACAUAGCGAAUUACGCACUGCUCGAUCAGAUUGCGGCGUUACACUGGAUCAAGGAGAACAUAGAAGCCUUCGGCGGCGACAACGGACGUGUCACUCUGAUGGGACACAGUACCGGAGCGGCGUGUGUCAAUUACCUAAUGGUAUCGCCGGUGGCCUCAGGACUCUUCCACCGGGCCAUCCUGAUGUCCGGAUCCGCGAUGUCCGACUGGGCCGCCAGCAAUCAGUCGCUGCAACUGACCAUGCAAAUAGCCCAUGCCCUCGACUGUCCGCUCAACGAGCACGUGGAGGCGGAGGACGAUGAUGUCCUGCUCGAUUGUUUGCGCCAUCGUCGCUACCAGGAUAUCUUGCACAUACCGACAGCGCUCACACAAUUUUCAACAUCAUUGGGUCCAAUUGUCGAUGGACAUGUAAUACCAAAUCAACCGUACAAGGUCAUGGGGCAUUAUACGGAGCACUUCAGCCGUUAUGAUUUAUUAUUCGGCAUCACGGAGUCAGAAUCCUAUCACACACUGGCCGCAUUAGCACUCGAGGAAGGAUUACGUGAAAAUGAACGCGAUAAUUUAUUGCGCUUCUAUAUGCAGAGCCGCUUUGAUGUACGCCCCGAUUUGGCAUUGGCUGCCACGCUGAAGAAAUACCAGGACAUGUACAACAAUCCGAUUAAGGCCACUAAUUUGGAGCAUCGUGACGUGGUCCUGGACAUUCUGUCCGACGCCCGAGUGGUGGGUCCGCUGCUGCAGACUGGGAUGUUCCACGCGGAUGUCAAUCGGCGCAAUUAUAUGUACGUAUUCGGCCACAACAGCGCGACGGGACCGUUUGCCCACUUACCGCAUAGCAUUAUGGGCGAGGAAUUGGCGUUUAUCUUCGGGGCCCCCCUGGCCCCCGCCGGUCCUUUUCCCAGCGGCAACUACACGGUGCAGGAAAAGCUGCUUUCCGAGGCGGUAAUGGCAUAUUGGACGAAUUUCGUAAAGACCGGUAACCCGAAGGCUCCGUGGAAGGGCAGCUUCCUCAACUCACACGCCCUCGAGUGGGACCGCUACGAUCUGGACUGGCCGGAAUUCAAUAGGAGGGCUCAGGCGUAUCUAAACAUUGGCAUUCCGCCAACGGUUGGCUACAAGUACCGUCAGAUUUACAUGAAUUUCUGGAACAAGGAGCUGCCAGACGAACUGAACCAAAUUGCGACCAUUCAGGAGCAGCUGCACGGACCUGGUCAAGAGGUUAUUACUGGUCACAUGAGCAAGUACGGACCGCGGGACCAUGGAGCGGAGGACCCAGUGAGGACGUUGAAGCUGCUUCUCCAGGAACCCAGUCUGGCUGGUCCGAGUCAGAGUGGCGAGUCCACGGAGACGGCGGCGGAGAAUAUGUACAAUGCCCCUCCAACCUUCGGACAUGUGCACAAGAUGCAGGGUGGCGGUGACUUCGAGGACAUGGUGACCUCCACAAAUCCCCUGGAGAGCGGGGAGGAUCAGCAGCAGUCGCCGCCGGAGACGGUGGCCAAGUCGGAGGUCACCACGCAACUCCUGAUCGCCCUGAUAGCCAUUAUAAUAGCUCUCAAUCUGCUAAUUUACGGAACCUUUCUGUUGCGUCAGCGUCGUCGGAGGGCCAAGGCCUUGCCUUUUCCCGCUCCCAAGCUGGGCGGAACCAUCCUGAGCUACGAUGGGGCCAAUGACGAUGAGCUGAAGAGGUGCAGCAAGUCCCGCGAUGGAGACGAAAGCUUCGUUUUGGAAAUGACCAGGAAAUCAAACACCUACGAGGCCAUCAAAACGGGUCAGAGAUCACUGAGUUGCUCCACGGUGGACACCCACACCAAGGUCUGUGAGUGGAUGUCGGGACAGGAGGCCCCAAAGUCGGGUAGUUUCAACACGGCCACGCCACCUCCGCAACCGAUUCUAUCCGAUGGCAGGCUGAUAAUAUGUCAGGAUAUAGAGGUGGCCGAUGCGGCUCUGCUGAUCCCCCAACAUAUGCACGAACCGCAGCACUAUGAGAUGCUACUGCAACGACAACAUUCAGCCCUAACCGAACCCAGUGAUGACAUCCUCCAGCAGCAAUAUCCCUCGAGGAACCACUCGCAUACCCACUCGGAUCCGGUGGACAUGAUCCUGGCAGCCGAUGAGCAGGUCACCAGUUUUGUCCAUGCCGACGAUGUAGAUAUCAAUGUGACGAGUAGAGACGACUCGAAUGGCCUGGAGGUCAUUCCCCUGACAGCUGCCCAGCAACUGGAGCUUCUGCGGCAGCGUAAUUAUCCCAAGGUCCUGCCCACGGAUCAGGAUCUAAUGAGCACCAGCUAUAAGAGGAACUCGCUGCCGCCGCAGAACUUCAACGCUCCUCUGCCGCCGCCCAGGACCAUAAGCAAUACUUUGGGCAGGAGGCGAAGGGACAGCAGCAACAUAACCACUUCGCCACUCCAAGUGGCCAGGGACUGCGGAGCCGACGAUGAAGAGCUCAAGGAGCCCCAAAUCUCGCAGAACACCCUCAUUGUGGGACCCAUUGUUCCCAAAUCACCGGCUUCCAGCCUGAAGCGCGUGAAGAGGAUGCCCGAAUCGGCGGCCAUGACGGCCCUCAGCGGAUCCUUUCAGUCCUUCGAGUCGGUGCCGCCGGCCCACGAGACCACGCCCCCCCAGGGCGAGCGGACCGAGUGCAUUUACGCGAUUAAGGCCAGUCCUGGAAGCUGCAGCUGGUCGGCGCCCAAUGGCGAUUUGUACGCGCAGCCCAUGAAAUCGCCUUCGAGGACCUCGCUCAUUCCCAGGCCCACCAAGCAGCAGGUGGAAGCCCAAUGCCAAUCCCCGCCAGGAGCAGUGGCCGGGGAAUCUCCUGGAGCAACGGCGUCGGCCACAACAAGCCGCAUACCUCAAUUGCAGCGCCAGUCUUCCGGCAAGGAUUUGCGAACAACUAUGGCAACGGCAACGGAGAACACCGCAAAUCCCUUGGGUUGCCAGCAGCGAACCGAUUCCACAAUAUCAUCGGGCUCCUCGGCAUCCAAUGGCUCCACCGCGGAGUCCUACUCCUCCUCCUCCUCCUCGUCCACUGGAACCGUACGCACCGAGCUGCAGCAGUUUCAGCCUCCGCCGGGGAGGGGUAUUACGACCAAUAUAUAGAAACACCAGGGAGCGCUGCCAAGAAGUCCUUCAGGACUUCCCGCCGUGCCCGCAAUGCGGCGACAGACAGCUGCCUGCCAAAUCCUCGCCAAUCCUUGUCGGCAUCCCAUCUCUCCGGUUUCCUUUGGUCUGGAAUUUUAUGGGGGCCUGCGUAAAUUUAAUAAUACAUUUUGGUGUAAAGUUUAUCUUUGACUUGGCGGCAUUGCUCGUGGUUACUGGUUUCAGCUCCGACUGCUGGCCUUCUGGCUUUUGUUUUUGUGCGAGAAAACUUUCUGCCGUCGUAAAUUAGUUAAGAAAAUUGCACUGGAGGUUUCCCUGGAGAUUGCAGCGAAGGCUCGCAGUAUCGAAAUAAGCAGCGAUUCCCGUUAAGGAAACUAAUUUCCUGGAGAAUGUUGCAUAGAUAAAGUCGCUUUAACAAGUUGCUUCGAGGUCCAAUUUAUCGAACGUUUAAUAACUUGGAAACUAGAGAUAGUUAUUGAUUUUAUUCACAAGUUAGAUGUUAGAUUUUAAAAAUAUUUAUAACGAUAGUUUGUAUAUAGAAUGAAAGGAGUAACGCCGUAAGGAUUUCUCUAUAUAUAUAUAUAUAUUAAAAAACAUUUCAAAUUCAAAAUAUUAAUGUUAAUUCUAAAAACAUUGAAACGGUAAAGUUCGUUCACAGAGAAUAUUUUAUUUGGCUUGUAGAUUGAUUAAUAGAAAUACCCGAAACAAUCAACGUUAGCCACAGUAUUUAAAAUAAAUCUUAAAGACUAUGUAAUAAUCAAAAGAAAACCAAAAUAGUCUUAAGAAAAUUGAAAUUCAUAUUACUGAUAUUAUAAGCUGAAGGAAACAAGGGACAAUUCUACCAAAAUCCCAAUGUCAAGUAUUAUAAGAUAAAUAUGUGUACUCUUAAUGUAACAAAUAGGGUUAACCACAAGCCAACGUGCCAACAUAUACAUAUAC